AGAGCAAAGCGAAGGGCGCAUGCGUGUUGACAUCUUUUAAGCUAGCGAGCAGAAAGCGAGGUGUGCUUAAGUGUAUAUUGAAGGACUCCGCAAACUGUGUAUUUGCGGUUUAUAAUGUCAACUAGCGAUUUUUAUUUGAGGUAUUAUGUGGGGCACAAGGGAAAGUUUGGACACGAGUUCCUAGAAUUUGAGUUUAGGCCAGACGGUAAGCUGAGGUACGCGAACAACAGCAACUACAAGAAUGACGUCAUGAUCAGAAAAGAGGCAUACGUACACAAGAGUGUGAUGGAGGAAUUGAAGAGGAUCAUAGACGACAGUGAAAUCACCAAGGAAGACGAUGCACUGUGGCCGCCACCUGACCGAGUGGGCAGACAGGAGCUGGAGAUAGUUAUUGGGGAUGAGCACAUUUCCUUUACAACUUCAAAGAUUGGCUCCUUGAUUGAUGUCAACCAGUCAAAGGACCCAGAAGGCCUCCGUGUCUUUUACUACCUGGUCCAGGAUCUGAAAUGUCUCGUCUUCAGUCUUAUUGGACUACACUUCAAAAUCAAGCCCAUCUAAGAUUGGAUGUUUUUUUUCUAUUGGAAAAUGUUUUAGUUUUGUCUGUGCCGAUUACAACAUUUGUACAUUUGCUUAUGAUCGAUCUGUUUUUUAAUUUUAAAUAAAUCAUUGUAAAAUG
Esox lucius (northern pike) is the source of this 676-nucleotide messenger RNA. RefSeq names its product mago homolog, exon junction complex subunit (gene magoh). The record is from RefSeq and is marked provisional. Gene Ontology annotation, biological process: RNA splicing. Lineage: Eukaryota; Metazoa; Chordata; Actinopteri; Esociformes; Esocidae. Gene Ontology annotation, cellular component: nucleus; catalytic step 2 spliceosome; exon-exon junction complex.